ACCCCUGAAUGUGGACCCAUACCUGACAUGAUGAACAUCGAUUUCCACAACACCUACUGGCAGAGGGCCAUUAAUGGGAAACUCAAUUAUUACAUCUAUGGAGCAUACUACGAUGACAGGGAGACAGUAGCGGAGGGGCCUCUGGUACGACUCCUGACCAUGGUGAACCAGCACGACGACAAGUCCUUUAAGUAUCCCGAAAUCUUUUGUCAGUUUUGGCUGAAGAAUCGAGCCAAGCCGGUGAUUGUGCCCGUUUCCGAGCAUCGGGUAAUGUGGCCCUUUGGGCAUGCCCCGCGGCGGUAUUAUCCGACUUUUUUGAGCUGCCCCCUGCCCGAGGGUCGCUUCAAAUGGGAAAUACCCGAAAUGGUGUCGUUGGUGGGCCAGAAGUGUGACAGGGCGAGGAAUCUCCUGAGGGUGGUGUACGAACCGCGUGAGGAUGAGCCCAAGACCGCCUCAAAGGAUCCCCGAUUUAUGGUUUGUGUCAAGACCAUGGACUUCCUUUACGAGGACAAGUCCUGGCGACUGAUCGAGUGGCUGGAACUGAUGCGUUUACUGGGUGCCAGCAAGGUGGUGCUCUACGACGGACAAAUGCAUCCAAAUAUGACGAGGGUUGUGAAGGACUAUGUGACGAAUAGUCCCGGUUUCGUGGAGCUCCGUCCCAUGUCCUUGGGUCGAGGGGAACCACAUGCUCGUCCCCAUUUCCAUCACUAUGCCAUGGCAUCGGACGGUUUCAAUCGUAUUCUCAACGAGAUGAUACCCUACAACGACUGCUUCUACCGGAACAUGUACAAGUACGACUAUGUGGGUGUGUUCGACAUCGAUGAGGUGAUCAUGCCGCUGGGUAACAUCACCAAGUGGUCCGAGUUGGUGAAACUAUCGCGAACCGUGCCGGAUGAUGGGAAUCGCAUUCCAGAAGACUGCACCGAAUGGGUGAGCUUCUGUUUCCGCAAUGUCUACUAUCCCCGGUAUCCGGAACGUCCCAAAGUCUACCGGAAUCUGUCCAGUUCCUUCUAUAUGCUCCAGCACGUGGAACGGGUGCAGCGUCAUUGCGGGCGCGGUGAUGCCACCAAGUGCCUGCAUGAUACUCGAUAUGCCGUGGGAUUGCACAACCAUUUCACCUUUUUCCACACAGAGGAGGAGGCCUGUCCGGCCAAAUCGAUCCCCAUAGAGUAUGCCCAGAUGCAGCAUUACCGGGAACCGGACACCAAGGCGCUGCUGAUCGAUCCGGUGGUGGAUGCCAGCAUCUGGCGUUUCCAGCCGGAGCUCCAGGCCAGAGUGGAGGAGCGAUAUCAGCGAUUGGGCUUUCUUCCGAAUGAGAAACAACUGGCUGAUACCCUGGAGCAACGAAGGCGAAGUGAUGAGAGGCAACUAAAGGAGGCAGUGGGUGGGGUCUGA
Molecule: messenger RNA, 1395 nt
Organism: Drosophila bipectinata
Lineage: Eukaryota; Metazoa; Arthropoda; Insecta; Diptera; Drosophilidae
Cellular component (GO): cytoplasm
Molecular function (GO): glycosyltransferase activity
Source: RefSeq, a predicted model, not a curated record